UGCUUUUGCUGUUUUUGCUGUUUUUGCUGCUUUUGGUGGACUGCAAAUGGUGUCGAUAACUGAUUUUAUACCCCCUCCUCUUUUCAGCUCGAAGGAUUUGGACACUGGGCUGUUGCAAAAGAAAAAAGGCCUCCGGUUCUAUGAUCUGGAUCUAGAAGACAUUUACGCUGACUACGAACUAUCCAAUAUUUUCCACAUUGACAGCUCAGACAUCAAAAAACUCAAUAUCAAGGACUUUGAUGGCGAGAACACUAUAAAUUCUCAUGAUUCAAAUUAUGUUAAAUAUACCCCCACCUCAAUAUUCUCCGAAAAUAACAAAAAAACAACCAGAAUAAUCAAAAUAAUAGAGAAACAAGUCGACCCAAUGCUACCUCCCAAAUGGAAAAACAAUCAAAAGACUCCUUCUUUACCAUUAAAUGAAUCAACUCCAAUUCUUCAUACCACUUCUUCAAAUAAAAUAUCAAUUGAAGAUCAAAAGUUCUGGAAAAUUCCUUCUGCAAUCUCAAAUUGGAAAAAUCCUAAAGGGUUUACAAUCGAAAUCGAUAAGAGAUUAAGCUCUUUGGGCCCAAAUAAAAAUAUUAACAGUGAUGAUAAUGAUGAUGAUGACGAUAAUAUUGAUAUAUCAAAAAAACUAAACAAAAGAUUUGUAGAUUUGGCUGAAUCAUUAGACGAAGCUGAUAAAAAAGCUAGGGAAAGCUUGAAACAAAAAAGAGAUUUAAAAAUAAAAAUGGCUCAAGAAGAAAAGAAAAAAAAAGAUGAACAAUUAAAACUAUUGGCCUUAAAUGCUAGACAGCGCACUUUAACAAAUUUUUCAUCCGAGAAUGAUUCAAGAAACAAUUCUCAAGAGAUUAGAAGAAGAGAAAUUUUAAGACAGGAAAGAUUGAGAUUAAAACAAAAGGAUUCAACCUCUUCUAAACUAAAUGAAAAAAGACUGAAACAUUUUAUAAAAGACAAUGAUAGAGAUGUCUCAGAAAGAGUUGCUUUGGGUUUAGCCAAACCAACAACUCUUGAAAAUAAAAAUGAUCCCGAUGAUAUCAUUGCACCACAAUUCGAUUCAAAAUUUUUCAAUAAUGCUCCUGCUCCUAAAAGAUUAAACUCAGAUGAAAUUUAUGAUACCCCCUUAUUUAAUACCCAGGAAGCUAUAAAUUCAAUUUACAGACCAAAAAUCUCCAGAACUUAUCAAGAUACUUCAUCAAAUACAGAAGACAAGUCAGAAAUCGCUAGAAAUGAAUUGAAAAAAUUGAAAAGCAGAAAAAUUUUCACUUCCUUAUCUCAAAUUAAAGAAGGUCCAAUUCAAUUUACUAAGGACUCAACUUCAAAUGAUCAAAUUGGUGAUAAAAGAGAUAGUUCUCAAUUCAAUAACACUACUAGAGAAAUUAAGAAAACCAAAAAAUAACAUAAAAUAAUAUAAAAUAAUAUAAAAUAAUACUUACUUUCGGAAAAUAGCUAAAAAAUUUAACACUACAAAGAAGAAUAGGAAAAAAUAAUAUAAAACAACAAAAUUUUUUGUAAAUUGAUAUAAAUCAGCAACCCCAGUUUUUUUUGUUUUUUUUGCAGCUGUUUUUUUAUUAAACC
This is a messenger RNA of Ascoidea rubescens DSM 1968, 1575 nucleotides long. Its product is annotated as mRNA splicing protein PRP45. The record is from RefSeq and is a predicted model, not a curated record. Bases 47 to 1396 code for a protein of 449 amino acids. Gene Ontology annotation, biological process: mRNA splicing, via spliceosome. Lineage: Eukaryota; Fungi; Ascomycota; Saccharomycetes; Ascoideales; Ascoideaceae. Gene Ontology annotation, cellular component: spliceosomal complex. The transcript has 2 exons.